CAGGUUGACAUUGCGCUUGUCCCGUGAAUUUGGUCGAAUGCGGAGCAGCGACCAUAACUGUAAACAGUAGUCAUAAUACGAUCGGAGUGAUACGAGUGCCAGACUUUCGACACGAUGCAGUUUGUGGCCAGUGAACACCCGCACCGGCGCCUUAAUCCCUUGACCGGGCAAUGGGUCCUGGUGUGCCCACAUCGCACCCAACGCCCCUGGUCGGGUCAGCAGGAGAAACCGGUGAAGAACGAGCUGCCCGACUUCGAUCCCACCAAUCCCCUUUGUCCUGGAGUCACCCGGCCCAACGGAAUUGAAACGCCUGCCUACAAGAGCACCUAUGUUUUUGAGAACGACUUCCCGGCCCUUGUAGAGGUAGUGCCCGUUCCGCCCAACAGUGAUGAUCCCCUGUUCCAGAUAGCACCUGCCCGUGGCAACUGUCGGGUGAUGUGCUUCCAUCCCAAAUCGAAUCUCACCUUGCCCACAAUGAGUGCAGCAGAAAUUGUCGUUGUUAUCGACGAGUGGAUCAGGCAGUUCAACGAGCUGAGUGCCAAGUACGCCUGGGUGCAGAUAUUCGAGAACAAGGGAGCCGCCAUGGGCUGCUCUAAUCCCCAUCCGCAUUGCCAGAUCUGGUCGUGCUCCUUUCUGCCUACAGAACCGCAGCUGAAGCAGGAGCGUCUGCGUGCCUACUAUGCCACCAACGAGCGACCCAUGCUGGCCGACUACGUGGAGCGGGAGUUGCAGCGGCAGGAGCGGAUCGUGAUCGAGAAUCCCGACUGGCUGGUGGUGGUGCCCUUCUGGGCCACUUGGCCUUUCGAAACCAUGCUAAUCUCGCGCAACAACAAUAAGAGGAUCAAUGAUCUGACGCUAGGACAGCGAGAAAAUUUGGCGGUAACCAUCAAGGAACUGACCACCAAGUAUGACAACCUGUUCCAGUGUUCGUUUCCCUACUCGAUGGGCUGGCACGGAGCACCGACUGGACCGGAGCAUGCCCACGCAUCCAGUGCCCACUGGACCCUGCACGCCAUCUACUAUCCGCCACUGCUCCGAUCGGCCACCGUGCGCAAGUUCAUGGUGGGAUUCGAGCUGCUGGCCAUGGCUCAGCGCGAUUUGACUCCCGAGCAGGCGGCCCAACGGUUGCGGGAGGUCGAUGGAAAGUGCCAUUACCUGGAGAAGUGAUUUCGGCCAACAGGUGAAGCAGAUGGUAGCAAUUCGUAUUCAGUUUAAUAAAAGAAAACAGGCAAAUUCGA
Molecule: messenger RNA, 1238 nt
Organism: Drosophila suzukii
Lineage: Eukaryota; Metazoa; Arthropoda; Insecta; Diptera; Drosophilidae
Gene: Galt
Product: Galactose-1-phosphate uridylyltransferase
Biological process (GO): beta-D-galactose catabolic process via UDP-galactose, Leloir pathway
Cellular component (GO): cytoplasm
Molecular function (GO): zinc ion binding; UDP-glucose:hexose-1-phosphate uridylyltransferase activity
Source: RefSeq, a predicted model, not a curated record